Messenger RNA from Trichoderma aggressivum f. europaeum, 2118 nucleotides. RefSeq lists its product as uncharacterized. Gene Ontology annotation, molecular function: long-chain fatty acid-CoA ligase activity. NCBI's taxonomy places the organism in Eukaryota, Fungi, Ascomycota, Sordariomycetes, Hypocreales, Hypocreaceae. The record is from RefSeq and is a predicted model, not a curated record. Gene Ontology annotation, biological process: long-chain fatty acid metabolic process. Gene Ontology annotation, cellular component: endoplasmic reticulum; membrane. The transcript has 3 exons. The coding region runs from base 1 to 2118 and encodes 705 amino acids.
AUGGCAACUACUCCCAAAGACACGGCGGCGUACAUCAAGGGCUUGACGGCUCCUCCUGCGCCCGGGGCUCCUCACGGCGUUGCCAUCGCAGGCACAGAGCGGCCCGGUCGCACCGCCAUCUACCGCCAUCACAAGAUUGCUGAUGGCCCGCUGCUGACCACGUUCGACCCCGAGAUCCAAUCGGUCCACGAUCUGUUCGAAAAAGCCGUCAAGAAGCGCCCCAGCAAGCGCUUCCUUGGCACUCGUCACUGGAACCCGAGCACGCAGUCAUGGGCCGACACAUACGAAUGGGAGACGUAUGGUGAGGUGGCCGAGCGUCGCAAGAAUCUGGGAGCCGGCCUCGUCGAAAUCCACAAGAGCGUUGGCCACACGCUGGACAAGUAUCCCGUUGGACUGUGGUCUCAGAACCGCGCCGAAUGGCAAAUCACCGAUCUUGCUCUUGCGUCGCAGUCUCUCUUCACCGUAUCGCUCUAUGAUACUCUUGGCCCGGACACUUCCGAGUACAUCAUCAACCACGCCGAACUCGCCUGUGUCGUCUGCUCUCUGCCUCACAUCCCGACUCUCUUGAAGUUGGCUCCUCGAAUCCCAUCCCUCAAGCUCAUCGUCUCGCUUGACGAGCUGGAGCAAGGCGAGCAAAAGGGUCUGACCAAGGCCGCUGUCUUGAACGACAUUGCUUCUCAGCAUGGCAUCAAGAUCUACUCCUUCAAGGAGGUUGAGGAGAUUGGCGCCAAGUCGGGCCGCCCUAUGCGCCCAGCCAAGUGGGACGACCUCUGCACAAUCAACUACACUUCGGGAACCACGGGUGCGCCAAAGGGUGUUGUCAUCACUCACGGCAAUGCCGUUUCUGCCAUCUCUUCCAGCCGCCUGCAGGGUGCUGUGACCGAAAAGGACAUCCACAUGUCCUACUUGCCUCUUGCUCACAUCUACGGCAGAAUGGUUGAUCAAGUUGCCCUGUCCGAAGGUGCCAGCAUUGGCUUCUUCCGCGGCGAUAUCCUGGGCCUAGUCGACGACCUGAAGAUUCUCAAGCCCACUGGUUUUAUCUCUGUGCCCCGCUUGUUCAACCGCUUCAACUCGGCAAUUCGAACUGCCACCAUCGAGGCCGAGGGUGCCAGGGGAGCCCUGUCUCGCCGGGUCAUCGACACCAAGAAGGCCAGCAUGCGCCAGCCAUUUGGCAAGGCGAACAACACGCACUUCCUGUACGACCGUAUCUGGACCCCCAAGGUCAGGGCUGCUGUGGGCUUGGACAGGGCCCACACCAUGAUCAGCGGCAGCGCACAGCUGGAUCCUGAUGUUCAAGAGUUCCUCCGCGCUGCUUUCGGCAACAACUUUUACCAGGGUUUUGGCAUGACCGAGUCAUACGCCGUCGGUACCGUCCAGAUUCCAGGAGACUUCAGUCUCGGCAACAUCGGACCUCCAACUGGCUGUGUCGAACUCUGCCUCGAGUCCGUGCCCGAGUUUGACUACACCGUCGACGACAAGCCCAACCCCCGCGGUGAGCUUCUUCUCCGAGGCCCAUGCAUUUUCAAGGAGUACUACAAGAACGAGGAGGAGACCAAGAAGGCCAUCGAGUCCGAUGGAUGGUUCCACACCGGUGAUAUCGCCGAGAUUGACAAGAUGGGUCGCUUCAAGAUCAUUGACCGCAAGAAGAACGUUCUCAAGCUGUCCCAGGGUGAGUACAUCUCUCCCGAGCGCAUUGAGAACGUCUACUUGGGCAACACCAACUUGGUUGCAAUGGCCUAUGUCCACGGCGACCCCAAGGAGUCUACACUCGUCGCCAUCUUUGGCAUCGACCUGGAGAACUUCCCACCUUUUGCCAGCAAGGUCCUUGGCGAGACCGUCACGGCCGCCGACCUCCCGGCUCUCAAGGCAGCUGCCAACAACCCCAAGGUUAAGCAGGAGUUCCUCAAGGUGCUCAACAAGAUUGCGCAGAAGCAAAAGUUCAACAGCUUUGAGCGUGUUCGCGCCGUCUAUCUUGACAUCGAGCCCUUUAGCAUCCAGAACGAGCUGUUCACACCCACUCUUAAGCUGAAGCGGCCUCAAACUGCCAAGGCCUUCCGUGCUCAGAUCGACAAGAUGUACGAGGAGAUUAACGCCGAGACCGGCCCUGCCAAGUUGUAA